UAAGAAGACUAUGGAGAGCCAAAGCCAACCCCAAGUUUCAAAUUCAAGCCAAAACACUGAAGGAACCACCUUCUUCAGAACUUGUCUCAAUGUGAUCAACACCUUGGCAGGUAUUGGGAUACUCUCAAUGCCAUAUGCAGUUUCUCAAGGAGGGUGGUUCAGUUUUAUUUUGCUCCCCAUUUUUGCACUGAUAUGCUGGUACACGGCAUUACUUCUAGAGAGAUGCAUGAACAAGCAUCCAAUAAUCAAAUGCUACCCUGACUUAGGUGAGAUUGCUUUUGGAUACAAAGGAAGAGCAGUAAUAGCUACAAUCAUCUACGUCAACCUAUUUUUAGUUGCAGUUGAGCUUCUGAUAUUGGAAGGUGACGGUCUGCAAAAGUUGUUUCCAAACAAGAACUUCAACUUAGGUAGUCUGAAAAUUCAAGGUAGAAAGGCUUUUGUCAUGUUAGCUGCUGUGGGGGUACUUCCAACAACAUGGUUGAAAAGCAUGGGAGCUUUGGCCUAUGUUUCUUUUAGUGGGGUGGUAGCUUCUAUUGUUUUAAUUGCUUGUGUUGUGUGGGUGGGUGAAGUUGAUGGUGUGGGGUUUCAUGAAAGAGGCCAUUUAGUGAAUUGGGAGGGAUUGCCUACUUCUGUGAGCCUUUUUGCCUUCUGUUUCUGUGCACAUGCAGUCAUGCCUGCACACUGUAGUUCUAUGAAGGAUAAAAGUGAAUUUUCUAAGGUUUUGAUGGUUUGUUUUGUGGCAGCAACUAUUACCUAUGGAUUCAUUGCUAUUGUAGGCUACACAAUGUUUGGAGAUUAUUUGAUGUCUAAUAUAACCUUAAAUCUACCUUCAAAGAAGAUAAGUACUAAAAUAGCAAUUAUUUCCACAGUGAUCAAUCCUUUUACUAAGUAUUGUCUUCUAAUCAUCCCAAUAGCAGAUGUUAUCGAGAACAAAUGGCUUUUCUGCAAGAAAAAGCCUAUUUCCAUUUUGAUAAGAACAACUUUGGUGGUUGGCACUGUGCUUAUGGCCCUAUUCAUGCCCUUUUUUGGAUACAUUAUGGCGUUUAUUGGUGCAUCUUUUAGUGUGGCAAUCUCAUUGUUGUUCCCCUGUAUCUGCUACCUAAAGAUAAACAAAGCUGCUAGACAAUUUGGGUGGGAGUUUAUUGUCAUCAUUGUAAUUCUUAUCAUAGGUACAUUUAUUGGAAUACUGGGUACCUAUCUCUCAAUGAAGAACAUAGUGAAUCAUCUAUAGGCACGAGGGUGUGUGCUAAAAGCUUCUAUUAAACGUUGAUGUAAAUUUCUAGAAUAUAUGAAAAAUACUCCUGUAAACCUUUAGUAAAAGUUGGAAUAGUGAUCUGAAAUGUGAUAAUUAGAUAAAUCUAGAAAUUAAUGCCUAGAAAACUCUAUAAGCAUGGUAAAACAAUUCACCGACUUUAGAAUCCUAUAAAUAGGCCACUUGUGGCUCAUUAUAAAUUAAGCUAUACUCCUCCAAUCAACUAUCCCUUUUAUUUCUA
Molecule: messenger RNA, 1493 nt
Organism: Cajanus cajan (pigeon pea)
Lineage: Eukaryota; Viridiplantae; Streptophyta; Magnoliopsida; Fabales; Fabaceae
Product: amino acid transporter AVT1I
Biological process (GO): amino acid transmembrane transport
Cellular component (GO): vacuolar membrane
Molecular function (GO): L-amino acid transmembrane transporter activity
Source: RefSeq, a predicted model, not a curated record